Messenger RNA from Coregonus sp. 'balchen', 5493 nucleotides. Lineage: Eukaryota; Metazoa; Chordata; Actinopteri; Salmoniformes; Salmonidae. The record is from the annotation of a GenBank genome assembly.
AUGGCCACCGAACAGUUGAGCCAGAAUGGUGGUGUGAGGGACGUGAUCCCAGAGGAUGGCAGUGACAGGGGAAGAAACUAUGGCGAUGCGGGGAAGUUGGCUGGAGCCCGGGGCAGGACAGAGUGGAGAAGACUAAACCUGCCUAAAAGGAGUAGGAGUUUAGACUGGAGAGGAGGGGAGGCUAGCCCUGGCGAGUGGCGCAGAACUGGGGUGCUGAGGUUUUCUGGGAACCUAGGGGGGUCCACACUUAAACGAGCAGAGAGUUUGGAGAGUAGGGGGGCAGGAGAGAGCAAAGUGUUGUCCAGGGUUAAGGCCUUUAACUCAGCUGGACCAGGGGAGAUGAUGAGCCCCGUUGGGGGGGUCAGGGUGUUCCCCUGGUGAAGGGGUGUCCCCUGUGGGUCUAGGGUGUGUGGUUCUGGCUUUGGAGAGGGCCAGUGGGGGCCAGUCCCUCCCCACCAGGCUGAGGUCUAGUCCUGGUCCUGGGUCUGGAAUCAGAGAACCAGCCAGUGGAUCUGUUGGAUCCUCCAGGGGUCAGAGUAUCUGGGACCGUAUACAGAAGCUCUAUGGGACUACUGGACCUGAUGAAGCUGCUAACAGAGAUAAGGGUGUGAAGGACUCAAACAGAACCAAGCGUCUCUCAGCACCGGUAGGAGACUGGUCUCUGUUGGAGGGGGAUUGGAGAGAUACAGCAACCAAUCGCAGGAAGUCUACCACAGACUCUGCCUUUGUCUCUGCCUCCCCUUCCCCUCCCCGCUUUCCUCCCCCCUCAGUGGAUUAUCCAGGGGGGAGAGGAACGGCCUGCUCACACACACACCCCUGGUUGAACAGAACACCACACACACAACACACACACCCCUGGUUGAACAUAAUACCACACUCACCACACACACACGGCAGAGAGAUCAGAGUAGUGUAGUCAAGGUGUCUGGUUUGAGUCCCUCAGUGUCUCCAGUGUCAGGGUGGACCAACCCCAUACCCUCACACACACCCUCACACACACCCUUAGUGGAGGGAUCAUCAGUGUUCAUGAGGGACCCCUCUCUAUCCCCUCCAUUAGGAGGAAAAAAGGAGAGAGGAAAUAAGGGGGUGACAAACACUGUGGACGAAAAUAGUGGAAGUCGUGAAGACAGUGAAAAGGAGAGAGUAAGGAUGGGGAACACGGCUCAGGAAAAGGAGAAACUGACUGAUGUUGAAGGAAAAAGACACAAGAAAAAAGAGGCGGAGAAGCAAGGGAGAGAAAACGCUGAAGUCUCUCUCCCCCAGCACAGCCAAUCAGUGACAUGCACCAGGGAUUCUCAGCCUAUCACAACGCCCGGAGUAGGGGUCACCACGGGGUCAAACUCCCGCCUGACCAAUCAGCUUAAUGGGAAAACGGACACAUAUGACAGGAGCAAGACCCCUGCUAGAGGCAUGGCCAGGGAAGGGAGCCUGUCAGAAGAUGUGUUUGAAGCCAACACCCCAGAGAGGAUACAUUUACAGAACACUGAAAAUACCAAGUUACCUGGGAAACUGGUAGCGCCCUCUGCAGCCAGUGUGAGGAAUAAGAUCCACCAGUUUGAAGCUCUGACACAGACAUCUCAGGUCCCAGUGCCCAACUACCUGAAGCCCAGACGGGCUUUCUCUGUCCCGGAGCAGCUCAGUGAGGCUAGAGAGGCGGUCAGGAAGAGUGGGUCGGAUAGACAGGUAGGGGGGGUGAGGGGAGUAUGGGAGAGAGUGAGAGGAGGAGGAGAGGGAGGGAUUGUAAUAAUGGACGGGGUGAGAGGACAAGGAGAAGGGGUAAGGAAGAGUGUGCCAGAUAAAGCGCUUGGUGGAGGGAGAGGAGGGGAGGUAGUGAGAGAAGAGGGGGAAGAGAGGAAGGCAGAUAGAGGGUGGGCGUUGAGGUCUAUGUCAGUGGAUGAGGUGGGGGUGAGGCUGGGGAGCAGGGAGAGAGGGGGAGUGGGGGAGAGAGGAGGAGUGGGUUAUAGAGGGGGUGUGGGGGAGAAAGGAGGAGUGGGUUAUAGAGGGGGAGUAGGGGAGAGAGGGGGAGUGGAGGAGAGAGGGGGAGUAGGGGAGAGAAAGGGAAUGGGGGAGAUAGGAGGAGUGGGCUAUAGAGGGGGAGUAGGGGAGAGAGGGGGAGUAGGGGAGAGAGGGGGAGUGGGGGAGAGAGGGGGAGUGGAGGAGAAUGCUGUUGGCUCUGGGACAUUUUCCAACCUCAAGGGUAAACUAGACAUCCCUCUGAAUGACAAAACCACCAGAGACACUCUGAGAGACUUUUCAAUUGAUGAGCCAGACCUCCCCAAACACACAGUCACACCCCAGGACUGGAGUAGGAGAGGCACCAACACAAAGACUACUACAGUCACUGCCAAGGAUACUUCAUCCUCCCAGCUGUCUAACUGUAAUAACAACUCCAAUGAGGUUCUAGGGGCCCCUGACCAGUCUAGGAGGCUUCACAGUAGAGACUCACCUAACCUGCCAUCUCCAGUGAGCGAUGACGACAAGACACCCACCAACACCCCCCAGAACUCCCCCUUCCACCCCCAGAACUCCCCCUUCCACCCCCAGAACUCCCCCUUCCACCCCCAGAACUCCCCCUUCCACCCCCAGAACACCUCCCCACACCUCCCAACUACUUCCCUGCAGCCGAAACACCAACAAGGUGUAGAUUCAGGCCUGGCUGCCCUAAAGCACCCUCCAGUCUCUACACACACAGCCCAGGGUAGGGUCACUACUGACCCUGAUAUCCCAGUCUCACAUUCUGGCCUGGGGAGGGAUUCCCUGUCUCUCCCCCUGUCCCUUCCCCUCCUCCCCACUCUGGCUCGAUGGAACUCAGAGGAGGGGGGAUGGAGUGAUGAGGAGGAUACUGAUGAUGAAGGUACGGAGAAGGACGAGGACUCCAACUACGACUCAGACUCUGCUGAAUCCUCGGUGACCAUCACCAGUACCAUGAGCCAAUCACAUCGCAGGAGCUUCUCUCUCAGGUGGGUAACUUUUGUUUUCAACUUAUGAUGAAAAUACUACACUAAACACAACAAGCACAAUGUUUAAAAGUCAAUUAAAUUGUGGUUAUUGUCAGGCUACCUGUUACAUGAUUCUGUAUAAUGUACUUGUUUUUAUCUAAUCAUUCAAAUUUGUGUUUAUUCCUCCACUAUGUCUCUCUCCCUCAGUCUGGCAGAGCUGUGUAACUUCGGAGAGGUGGACUAUGAUCCCCAGUCUUCCUCUGACAGUGAGGAGUGGCUGUCCAGCCGGUCAGCCAGCCUGUCGUCUGACGUGUCGGCCCUAUCCUGUGUGUCUGUCCUGGGCAGUGAUGAGCUGGACCGCCUGCUGGACGACGUAAAGGGCCUGGGGGACACAACCCUGCAGGUACUACAACUAUCUUCACUACACCAGACUAAACAACCAGCUAAAACAUUACAUUAGAGUGUUAUUACAUUAUAAUUAGCAUUAAUAAUAGCAUCAGUAUUUGUCAAUGCUCAACUGCCAUCUUGUGCUGUUGCUGUUCUAUCCCCCUUCGCUAUCUCUCCCCGCUCUAUAGAAUUAUGAGGAUGUCCAGGUGGUGGUUCUCCAUAAGGAAGUUGGUGUGGGACUAGGCUUCACCAUGGCAGGAGGAGUGGACCAGAACAAACCUGUCAUUGUGAGUACUACUCAACCAGUACCAAUGCUUCUGUGUUUCUGUGACCGACUCAGUUCGCCCACAUAAUUCAAGACCACAUUAGCCCACUGAUCUAAAGCCUAGGCAUCAUGGUUUUUCACUUCCUGGUCCAUUCUGACCUCUGACCUCUGGUGUUUGACUUCCAGGUCCAUAAGGUGUUCCCGGCGGGGGUGGCGGCUGAGGAGGGAUCCAUCCAGGAGGGAGACAAGGUCCUGUCAAUCAAUGGCACAGCGCUGUGUGGCUCUUCCCACAGCGAGGUGCUGAGGACACUAAGGAGGGCGCGGACUCAGGGGAUGGGUGUGGUUGUCUUGAGGAGAGGGGGGGUAACAGACCCCUGUAAGGGAGGAACAGUGACAGACAGUCGGGGAGGGACACAGACAGAGCCUACUAACACAGGUGAGAUGGAUCAGUUGGUUGGAGCAUUGUAGUAGCACUUAACUGUUACCACAGUUUAUCUAAAGCAGAGCAACAUUGAUCAAUGUUCCAAAGUCAUUUCCACAGCUUCUCUCUUAUCACCCUGAACCUGUUGUUUUGACAGAGAACGUAGACAAAUGUGUGUGUGGGAGUCAUUUUGACCGUGUGUGUGUGUGUCCUGUGUGUCAGGUCAGAGGGUGUGUGUGAGGCUGGAGAAGCGCAGCAGAGACCUGGGCUUCAGUCUGGAGGGAGGAGUGGGUUCCAGCCUGGGAGACAAACCCCUCACCGUACAGAAACUCUUCCUGGGUGAGAGGUCAACCUACCUACAAAAUAUAAUAGUAUUAAUGAACGUUACUUGGUCAUCUAUUUUAUUCCUUUUAUGUUUCCACCUAUUGAUGAGAUGAUGUAUUCGGUUUUCAUGUUAUAAUCUUGUGUAUAUAUUUAGUUUUCAUGUAUUUUCCAGUGGACCACAACGGAAAUAAGUUAAACCUUUUUGUCAUCCUUGAUGAUUUAAAAAAUGCAAUAAUGCAUUGUGUCCACAUGUGGUUGUAUUGUGUUUUUUUAAAUGGUCAAAUAAAUGACAUCAAAUACAUGUACUGUACAUCACCACAAGCUGACCUUUGUAUUGGGUACAUUCAAAUUAAUGUCUAUUUCGUCAGCCAAAACACGGGUCAAACUCCAAGCUCAGAACAUUGGUUAUGAGCUGUCUGAUAAAGAUAUCAAGGUAAACAUCAACUAACAAUAAGCCCCUCUUCUCUUUCAGGUGGUCCAGUGAACCAGGUGUCUCCAGGGGACGAGGUGUUGGAGAUCGAGGGUGUGAGCUUGGUGGGCCUGAGGAGACUGGAGGCCUGGACCUUGAUCAGAACACUGCCCCCUGGGCCUGUGGAUGUGGUACUACACCGUCCUCACAAACCACAGUGACAGGAAUGAACAUUGAUAUGCACCCUCAAUAUGCUUAUAACAAAGCACUGAAGAAUUGUACUCCUAUGAGGUUGAAGUGAGGGUUGCCAAUCUGAUUUUGGGUCUGUGGUUCGGGUCAACUUCUACCUCAAGUGAGAGGGAUGAUAUCUAUCGCACCAGUCAUACGAUAACAAAGCACUGAAGAGAUCAGUGCACAUUGAGGAGAGGACCUGUAUAUAGGGUCAACCCGGGGUAUGAAGAGGGAGAGAGAGAUCAAUACAGAGGUCAUUUAUUUAAUUUUGUAGAGAUAUGUUGUAUGUUUCUUUAAUACCUAGUCUGCUCAUUGUUUUAUAUGAUGAAAUGUAAGGAGUUUUGUAUAUGGCUGUUGUAAUAUAUAUUGUGACUAGAAAGUUAAUAACCGUCCUCCCAUCUACUUGCUGUUAAUAAAUCCUACAAUAACCCCAUGGUUGAAAACGGUCCCUGUUUAAACGCAGUACAUGGCGGCAGGUAGCCUAGCGGUUAAGAGCGUUGGGCCAGUAAUCGACUAG